This is a messenger RNA of Meloidogyne enterolobii, 2247 nucleotides long. Lineage: Eukaryota; Metazoa; Nematoda; Chromadorea; Rhabditida; Meloidogynidae. The record is from the annotation of a GenBank genome assembly.
AUGAACAACAAUAUGUUGCGAUUUUUGCUUCUAUUGAUAGCUGUGUUCUGUUCAGUUGCAGUAUCUGAUCGAGGAAUCACUUUAGAGGAAAAAGUUCGCAAUCUGCAAGAUUCUAUAAUGAAACGACCUGUUAUGAGUUUAAAUUUGGAAAUGUGGAAAACUUAUAUCCAAUCCUCGCCACGUAAUUAUUCAAUGAUUGUUAUGCUUACUGUUUUUUCUCCCAAUAUGAAUUGCCCUAUUUGCAAACCUGCCUAUGAAGAAUUCCUCAUUAUGGCAAAUUCGUAUCGCUACACCUUUUUGAACAACAAAGCUUUAUAUUUUGGAGUUGUUGAUUAUGAAAAUGCACCACAAAUUUUUAAUUUGUUAAAUUUAAACACGGCACCAGCAGUCUUUCAUUUCCCUGCUAAAGGGGCAAGACGACCACAGGAUUCUAUGGAUUUUCAACGUAUGGGUAUUGAUGCUGAAGCAAUGGCCAAAUUUGUUCAAGAUCGAACUGAUAUUCACAUUCGAAUUCUUCGUCCUCCAAGCUAUGCCGCUCCCGUUGUUAUUCUUCUUUUGGUUAUGCUUGUACUCGGUCUCCUUUAUAUGCGUCGGAAUAAUUUGGAAUUUCUUUUUAAUCGAACUUUUUGGGCUUGUGUUUGUCUUGCAAUUGUCUUUGCUUUCAUGUCUGGACAAAUGUGGAAUCAUAUAAGAGGCCCCCCUUUUAUGAUGACACAUCCUCAUGGACGUGAAACUUCUUUCAUCCACGGAAGCACUCAAUACCAACUUAUUGCUGAAACCUAUAUUGUUUUUGGACUUUAUUUGGCUAUUACUGCAGGGGUUAUAGUUUUGAAUGAUGCUGCUAGUAGUAAAACUGAUCCAGGAAGGAGGAAAUUUAUGUCAUGUAUCGGCCUAGGAAUGGUUGUUGUGUUCUUCAGUUUGUUGCUGUCAGUUUUUCGCAGCAAAUAUCAUGGAUAUCCUUACCAAUUUUUGUUUAACUUCAAUUUUGUGAUUACUUUAUGCGAUCAAUUUGUCGAACAAGCAUUGGUAACAGAAAAGGAAUUGGCUCAAGUUGGGAAAAUUUAUUUAGACCAAGAAGAUAAAAUCUGUUUGAGAUAUAAAGCCAAUGAUUUAUGGCUGUGUGCUAUGAGCUGCUUUGCUUGUUGUAAUUGGGACUUGGGGCUUCUAAAUGUUCAGAAAAUUCAAUCAUUGUUGGAUCAGCUGGUUAAAUGGACUUUAUUGCAAGAAGAAAUUGUUCAGGAUCCUUUCGAUUAUUUCUGCAGUGUUACCUCCUCUGAAAAAUUUGACACAAAAAAAAUUUUCUCUGUUUGGAUUUAUGCUCGUUGGAUUCUUUUGGUCGAUUCAGAGGCUCGUUUUCCUUCAAUCCCUGCAAAGCCAACAGUCAGCAAUCCGUCAGUUUUAUGUGAUUGGUUAAACAUAAAUUCCAUCAAUUUUAGUUACAAUUAUCUUGAUCAGAGUCUCCUUCAAGCAGAGAAGUUGGCACAAACAAUCCUCGAUGUCCAAAAGAAAAUUUCACAAGCCAUAAAACUUUUAGACCAGAUGUGGAAUUUAUAUAGUGGAAUUUAUGUACCCAAAAAAGAAUGUUUUUAUCCUAAUUUGGAGGUUAUUACGGAGGGCUCUAAUCUUCAAAAUAUUGGCGAUUUUUCAAAACCUGACAUCCAAAAACACUCUUGGUUCUUUAAACUUGAUAUUUUUCAAUUGAGAACUGCUUUUGAUCUUUUAAAUGCGCAUUUUUGUGCAAAACAUUUUUCCAAAGCAAAAACACUUUUUGAAUUUGUAAGAAAAACUUGGCAAAGACUUAAAAACAACCGUGAAUCCAUUGAUGUGGAAAAUAAAUACUUUUUACCAAGUGAGCAAGAUAUUAAUGGAUUUGCCUGUGCUCUGGGAUUUGAUAUUCCUAAAGAAAAUUCUUCACUUUGCCAAUCUGGUGACAUUAAUUUAUUUAUGCAAUUUGCUCUCGUUAGACCCAAACAUAAAAUUCCUGUUAAUAUUUUGGUUGAAUUACUUUCUAUGGGAAUUUGUCGAGUUUCAAAGAUUUAUCUCGACAAAGAACUUCGACAAUCUGAAGAAUUGCGUUUAGAAUUAAUUAAAUUUCCAAUCUCAUCUUUCUUCUUUAAACGGUUUAAAUUUCAAAAUUAAAUUUAUUCAACGUGCCAGAUUACUUGGCUCUCUUUAUUUUCUUUGUUCUCAUUGUUUUGGUUUUGCUGAUACUCUUGUUAAUCAUGGAAAAUUAUCUGAAGAUCAAAA